GGAGCUUUGUAACUCGCAGCCCCUCCACCAGCCCCCUCGGAGACCCCCAUCAGGAAACCGUGUCUAGCUCAGCCAAGAAGUGCCCGUCGGGCAGCGCGUUCCGCGGGGACGCCCAACCUGUCAGCAUUUGGAUUUUCUUACCGAGUAAAACUUUCAAGUUUGUUACCCAGCCGUCAAGACUGUAAAUCCUGCGGGCACCUGGCGGGUUGCUGGACCUACGCCCCAAACGUUGGAGGGUCCCGGGAUUCUUGAGCUGUGCCCAGCUGACGAGCUUUUGAAGAUGGCACAGUGACUGCCCAGCAAUGCCCGACCAUGACAACACAGCCCUCCUAAGCCGGCAGACCAAGAGGAGAAGAGUCGACAUCGGAGUGAAGCGGACAGUUGGGACAGCGUCUGCAUUUUUCGCGAAGGCCAGAGCGACCUUUUUCAGUGCCAUGAAUCCCCAGAGCUCAGAGCAGGAUGGGGAGUACUCGGUGGUGCAGCACGCAGACGGGGAGAAGUCCAACGUGCUCCGCAAGCUGCUGAAGAGGGCGAACUCGUACGAAGACGCGAUGAUGCCUUUUCCAGGAGCGACCAUCAUCUCCCAGCUGUUGAAAAAUAACAUGAACAAAAACGGUGGCAGCGAGCCCAGUUUCCAAGCCAGCGGCCUCUCCAGCACGGGCUCCGAAGUCCAUCAGGAGGAUAUAUGCAGCAACUCUUCGAGAGACAGCCCUCCCGAGUGUCUUUCCCCGUUCAGCAGGCCCGCCCUGAGCCAGUUCGACAUGGAUCGCUUCUGUGACGAGCACUUACGAGCCAAGCGCGCCCGGGUGGAGAACAUCAUCCGGGGCAUGAGCCAUUCCCCGAGCGUGGCGCUGCGGGGCCACGAGGCCGAGCGGGAGAUGGCGCCACAGUCAGGGAGCCCCCGGGAAAGUUACCGGGAGAACAAGCGCAAACAGAAGCUGCCGCAGCAGCAGCAGCAGAGUUUCCAGCAGCUGGUGUCGGCCCGCAAAGAGCAGAAGCGUGAGGAGCGGCGGCAGCUGAAGCAGCAGCUGGAGGACAUGCAGAAGCAGCUGCGCCAGCUGCAGGAGAAGUUCUACCAGAUCUACGACAGCACGGACUCGGAGAACGACGAGGACGGCGAUCUGUCGGAGGACAGCACGCGCUCCGAGCUCCUGGACGCCCGGGCUCCCGACUCGGGCGGCCGCUCCGACACCGAGCUGGACCCGGGCCAGUUCAUCGACCGGGCCCGGGCCCUGAUCCGUGAGCAGGAGCUGGCCGAGAACAAGCCCAAGCGGGAGGGCAGUGGCCACAAGGACCGUGAGCUGGGGCCCCACCCCGGAGGCAAGCACCUGGCCGAGACCCUGAAGCAGGAGCUCAGCUCAGCCAUGUCGCAGGUGGUGGACACGGUCGUCAAGGUCUUCUCAGCCAAGCCCUCCUCCCGCCAGGCGCCUCAGGUCUUCCCCCCCGUCCAGAUCCCCCAGGCCCGCUUUGCCGUCAAUGGGGAGAACCACAAUUUCCACACGGCCAACCAGCGCCUGCAGUGCUUUGGCGACGUCAUCAUCCCCAGCCCCCUGGACUCGUUCGGCAGUGUGCAGAUGCCCGGGGCCACGGACCAGACGGAGGCCCUGCCCCUGGUGGUCCGCAAGAACUCCUCUGACCAAGGGGCCUCCGGGACCCCCGCCGGUGGCCACCACCAGCCCCUGCACCAGUCACCCCUGUCGGCCACGGCGGGCUUCACGGCGUCCACAUUCCGCCACCCCUUCCCCCUGCCUCUGAUGGCCUACCCGUUCCAGAGCCCCCUCGGUGCUCCCUCUGGCUCCUUCUCAGGCAAGGACAGAGCUUCUCCCGAAUCCUUAGACUUGACUCGGGAGACCACGAGUCUGAGGACCAAGAUGUCGCAUCACCUGAGCCAUCACCCCUGCUCUCCAGCGCAUCCGCCCAGCACCGCCGAAGGCCUCUCCCUGUCGCUCAUCAAGUCCGAGUGUGGUGACCUUCAGGACAUGUCUGAAAUCUCACCCUACUCGGGAAGUGCAAUGCAGGAAGGGCUGUCACCCAAUCACUUGAAAAAGGCCAAGCUCAUGUUCUUUUAUACCCGUUACCCCAGCUCCAACAUGCUGAAAACCUACUUCUCCGACGUGAAGUUCAACAGGUGCAUCACCUCCCAGCUCAUCAAGUGGUUCAGCAACUUCCGUGAGUUCUACUACAUCCAGAUGGAGAAGUUCGCACGCCAGGCCAUCAAUGAUGGUGUGACGGGCACGGACGAGCUGUCCAUCACCAGGGACUGCGAGCUCUACCGGGCCCUGAACAUGCACUACAACAAAGCCAACGACUUCGAGGUUCCAGAGAGAUUCCUGGAAGUUGCGCAGAUCACCUUACGAGAAUUUUUCAACGCCAUUAUCGCAGGCAAAGAUGUCGACCCUUCCUGGAAGAAGGCCAUAUACAAGGUCAUCUGCAAACUCGACAGUGAAGUUCCCGAGAUUUUCAAAUCCCCGAACUGCCUGCAAGAGCUGCUUCACGAGUAGGAAUCUCAGCGCCUCUUUCUGAAUGUAUGAAAAGUCGCUGUCCCCCCCCUUGGAUGCCCCCCGGUGUACGUGUCUGGACGUUGAUUUCCUGUGGCGUGUACGGGAGGCAUGGAUAUGUUAUGAAAUCAGCUGGUAAUUGCCCGAUUCCUCCUCCUCCUCCUCCUCCUCACCUUUCUCUCAUGUUCUUUCCUUGCCCACUACAGGGGAUGGUUCUUUCCCUUUUGCCUUUAGUUCACUUUUGCCCAAGGCCCUUAACAUUGGGAGAUUUCAAAUAGGGUUGAUUUUCUGGGACAGAGAAAGUUGGCGUGUGGAAAGGAGAUCUAAGUGAGGAAGAUGUGCAUGAGAGAUGCUUCCUCUUGCUCUAGUUCUUGCAAAGAGUAGCAGCUGGCCAGGCCCUCACCAGACAGUGCUGUGCCUCUUCCUCUGGCCGCUGAGAUGGCCAGAAAACUCAAUGAAACCCUGUCAUGAGCUUAACUAGUUUGUUUGGCUUUAAACCCAGUCAAAAUCUUUUUCUUCGAUGUUUUUAAAACAUCACUGAUGGCCAACAAAUCUUUUGAAAAGUACCUGCCCCCGCCCCCAAGACCAAGAUGCAAAAGUUCUGAUGAGCCUUUCUUCAGAGAAAUGGCCAGCCCCUACCCCAACUCCCAAACUAGCCACACCAACCUCUUCUGGUGGUGAAGCAAUUUUGCACAAAAUCAGCUCUUUCAAGAUGGGACUGGAAAUCCCCUUAGUUGCAUGGUCAAGUCUCCAUCCUGGGUGUCAUAGACCUUGGCCCAUGGAGCGGUUCUGACCUCGCUUCUGCUUGCUAUUUAUCAUGUUUUAGAUAUUAAAUGACUCCUAAGUUUGAAAUGUCCUCUUCACUCGACGUGUCUGUAUGCUUACAAGAAUUAUUAUUUGCCUCAUUGAACACCUUUUCUUCCCCCACUUUCCAAGUCCCUUUCUGUAGUAAGGAACAGAGACACCGGAACUUGGCUAGGCAUUUGUGCCUCUUCUGGAGCAUGGGGAAACAGCCCCAGGCUCUCUCAUCUCCAGAGGGCCUCGAGGGUUGGAAUAAGCCACUUUCGUGGACAAUUCCACACCAGCCUGAUGAGUAUUCAGAGUGGGGCCAGUCAAAGGAAGUGUUUAUUCACUUGAAUGUUCCUGACUAAGUCUCCUCUUAGCCAGAAGCUAGAGUGACCAAAGCGAGGGAUGUAGGUGUAGUAUAGCUUGAAGGUUUGGGGGUGCCCGUGGGCCAGAUCUCAGCAUGCACAGGAAAGCUAGCUGCUGUUCAAUGCUUUCUUCCAUGGUUCUCCUCCUCCAUUUAUUUCUUCCUUUCCAGAGGUUUUCAAAAGUCUCUGCAUCCCCUACUUGCUUUUGAAGAGUUGUAGGCAUUGACACUUCUUGGAUCAGCUGGGCAGAUGCAGUAAGAAUUUCUCAUUUAUUCAAAUAGCAUCAUAGAACCCUUUUGCUGUUGCUAUUUGGAUUCACGUGAACCCAAUGACUCCAUUACAGAGAACCUAAGCACCAUUUUCCCCUACCCCAAAUUGUCCCCAAGCUCCACUUGACUGGAGCGAUGCAGGGUCACCUCUCCAUGCAGAUUCUCCUUCCUCGGUGGUCAGAGGAUCUUUUAUGUGGCUUGAAACUCGCUGCUGAACACAACUGGCCAGCAUGACUCUUAGCACAAAGCCUUGGAUCCUGCUGGCAUCAGUGGCACCAUCUUUGUACCACUCAGGUGCCAUGGACAGAGGACAGUGGUCUGGGCCAAACACCACCACCACUUUGCUUUGUUCAGCGUCAAAACCAGACCCGGCCCAACUCCCUAAUCCCAUCAGCUUCACUGUGUCCUCAUUCUGGCAUCUCACUAGAACAAGAAUGAAACCAUGAUGGUCAGAUGACCAUGACAUUGGAAUCAAAUGCAAACCUCCCCCUGCCAAAAAACAAUUCAAUCAGUGCACAGUAGGAAAGCAAAGUCUCUGAUGUCUCAUCCCCAUUCCCUGCUCUCAGGGAGCAAGAAGGGGGCCAGCCUUUCUCCCUGGGAGCCAGGGGUCUCUGCUCUCCCUGGAAUCAGAUCAGCACAGGGUUGCCAUUUGCAAUAGGCAGGCAAACAUGGGGACUUUCACUUACAGACACACUAAAAUGGUACCUUUGCAAUCUGGAGCAGGUUUGGUUUCCUGACCAAAUGUCUUUAGAUCUUUCUUUAGUGCUAUUCCUCCUUUCUGGUAGAAAUUUCAUAAGUACCAGAGUGGGCUCAUUACUGAAUGUUUAUGCUCAUACCCUCUGCAUGUUCCAGAGAUCUGGACAAGAACUCAGAGUAGAAACUGAGGCAGCAGGAGAAUGUCACCUCUUGGUUCUAGAACUCUCUCCAUCACUUUGCUCCUAGGUAUUUCCCCCCAUUUUGCAAUUGGAAAAUCUUGUGCCUCCCAGUACCUGAGAAAAGGACAAACACUGAGAGUUCCUAAGUGUACAGGUUUGAGGUGUAUAUCUUUCAAAUCUUCACCCCAUUUCCACUGGAUGAGAUUCAUUCUUCUGGAGACAGUUAACUCCCUGACGAGGGGGUAUAAAGAAUGAGGGAUAGUUGACAGGAAAACUCUCAAGUCCAUGCUGAAAUACCACAUUUUCGCUUCCUACUAAUCCUAAACUGUUUUUUGUAUGUUCACUUGAGGGUAUAGUCUGUGCCUAGUCCGAAAACGCACCAGCUGGAGGGAUUUUUUUCUUUUAAAGAAAUCCUUCAAAAUACCAGUUAUUUUCCACCGAUACAGUUGUCGUUGUGCCUUCUGUGGCUUCUGAUUCCAUCGUCUGACUUUAUUUCCAAUUUCUACCGCUGCAAUAAACACUGGUUCCUUUCUGGCUGUUGGACAUGACAUUGAUAGCUAUGCAUACUUUGUGUCUUUUUCAAACAAACCGGAGACUACACUUUUGAAGAAAAGAGUUUUUAAAACAGUUUGAUAUCACAAAUUAUUUUUUCCUCAAUUGUUUGAGCAGCAUUUGAGUUUUGAAAAUUCUUGUAGAAGCCAAUUUUUUGUAACUGUGGUGCAGAUCUUGUGUUUUCUUAGCCUAAUGAAAAGUAGUAUAGAAGCAAUAUUUCAUGCCCUGUGCUCUAAAUGUGUGUGCAUGUAUGCACACUUACAGAUAUAUACACACGGAAAAACAGACAUAUAUGUUGUGUGUAUGACACGCACAGCUUACCUUUCCCUAUCUAGAUUUGAGGACCUGUUUUAGAGCUUUGUUAUGCUUUCUGAAAAGAAUGUUCUAUUUGCAACAAGAAAAUAAGAAUUCUUACUGUAUCUCUGGCUAUUUCAUGAGGACACUUUACAAUCUGGGGCCAAGCAGCACGGAAGAUGAUAGAAUGUAGUGAUUCUUUAAGGAACCAUUCACCCACCUACUCCUCAAGUUUGCUUUAUACCUGUCUUAUUUCAUGAAAGGAUUUCUUUUGCAGAAUCUUUGUUGUGCUAGGGAUGUGGGUGAAGAACAUUAAAAAAAAUUCAAAACAAACAAAAAAAGCAAAAAGAAAAACACGCAAGCAAGAGGGGAACUUUUACAAAGCAAUGUAAAUAUUUCAUGCCAUAGUCGUUGUUGGGUCCGAUCUGGGAUCUGAAGACUCACUCUUACCACCUCUGCUGAAUUGAUCACCAGCUCUCCAGUGACUGUGGAGACACUGGAAGCAUUUCUCCUCAUCCUACCCUCUCUUUUUAAAAGGGGACAUUUGAUCCACUGGCAAGUGUGAGGGUAAUGUAGCUUUUGUAAAUUUAUAUUUCUUUUUCUAUGUACAUGAAGACAUUUAAUGAUUAACUCCCUGAACACACACACACACACACACACAUACACACACUCAUGCACACGCACAUGCAUACACACAGAUACAGACAGACAGACACAGAUACAGGUUGCUAUUAAGUUGGAAAGAUAAAGAUUUGGGGGCUUUCAAUAGAGAAUGUGUCCCCUCCCAAAAGCAUCAUAAGUAAGUUCAUCAAAGAAGAAAAGUGGCCUGCAGACUCCUUGAGAGCCACAGUGUCCCUGUAAAAAGACAGAACCCAACCUGUUUGCCAUGUAUAUUAUAGAGUAUUCUUCAUUGGUGUGGAUAGUACACGUUUCCUUCUGGUACAGACUCUGUGUUUGCAGAUCCCAAGAAGCAUUGUUUUCAAAAAGCUCCCCUUUGAAGACUGUAACUGAUUUCUAGGAGUAAGCAGUUCCCGUAUUGCACUUAAAUGUUAUGUUGGAAGAAAUGCAAUUUUGUUUUUGGUAGAUCUGUUGGUUGUAAACCGUCUAUAAAACUCUCAGCUGGGAUCAGAGGUGGUUUUUCACCUUCUCACCUUCUUCUAAUUACCCUUCUAAGAUUCUAACAGAACACAGAAGCACGUAGACGGAGUCUUUCCAACUCAGCCCUCUCUGACCCGACGCUCCUGAAAAGCACAGGCGUGAGCGAGAAAGGCAAAGCACGUGCCCCCUUUGGGACAGUGCCACGUUCUGUGCUUUUGAAAUAUUCUGUUCCUUCCCCUAGGUGGAAAAACACGAUGAAAUUGUCUAUUACUGCUUCAAGAUUAAAAUGAGAAAAGCAAAGUCUUUGGGCUUGGUUUCAAAAAUACCUAGAAGAAACAAAGGCCAUGGCGCCCCAAUACUGUCCCAGCCAUUUCUCAUAUGUAUAUAGAAUAAACCGUGUCAAAACACUGCCUUUAUAUUAUUUAGCAAUAUGUUGUAAAUAGCAUUAAGCUCUUUUUUUUUGUAAUAAAGACCCUUUGAUUUGAAUAUAGUACAAUAACUGAACUGAUACAGUCAAUUUUGGGGUUUUGUUGUUGUUUUUUUUUAAAGCUAGAGGCAAUUUCAAUUGUGGAAUUUUUUGUUGUUGUUGUCUAUUGUUCUGAAGACUUUGCAUAAUUUAUUGGUUUAAUUUAUCCUAAUUUAUUUGAUGAAGGUGUACAAUUUUGUAUUACCAAGGAUGUACUGUAAUAUUAAUUGAUAUGAUAAAAAAAAUGAGACUCCCUGUCCAUAUUUAAAAAGAAACUAAAAAGGUGCAGUAGACAAUUGAUUUUGAAGUCAAAAUGAAAAAAUGUAGUUUGGCAGCUACUAAAUAUUAAAACAGGAAACAAAAUAUGCUGGGGGGCGGGGGUGGGUUUCCUUUGUGUGUUUGAAGCUUUUGUAUGACUCUCCCAACUCCGACCUUUGCUUUGUACCACUAAGAGGAUACAGUAGUGGGAUCGCCUUCUGUGCCUUCCAUCUUCUCUUAAACUGAAUGUAUGUGCGUAUAUAUGCAAGCUUGUGCAAAAUAAAAUAGACAUGACAA
Sorex fumeus (smoky shrew) is the source of this 7758-nucleotide messenger RNA. RefSeq names its product prospero homeobox 1 (gene PROX1). Gene Ontology annotation, biological process: regulation of transcription by RNA polymerase II. Gene Ontology annotation, molecular function: DNA-binding transcription factor activity, RNA polymerase II-specific; RNA polymerase II cis-regulatory region sequence-specific DNA binding. The coding region runs from base 303 to 2501 and encodes 732 amino acids. The record is from RefSeq and is a predicted model, not a curated record. Lineage: Eukaryota; Metazoa; Chordata; Mammalia; Eulipotyphla; Soricidae. The transcript is spliced from 6 exons. Gene Ontology annotation, cellular component: nucleus.